AUGCUACAUACUUACCUUACACUGUAGUCUCGCUCACGUUCGACGCCUUUUUCCUUCUCCAGCACCACCAUGGCACCCAGAAAGAACGCCAAAGGACUCUCACCAGCGCCUUCAACACCAGCGCGUCGUCUAAGCUCAGUUGCUUCCUCUCCAGAGAAACCACCAGGUCCAUUGAGCACCGCUGUCUCUCCAGAAGAGCGCGAGGUUAUCAAGGUCAACAACUACAGCGCAACUGAGCUCAAAAAUGCAUGUGAUGAUGCUCUCAAACGAUACUUAACGAGACCCGUGUUGUUCAAACAAAUACAUCUUCACACCGAUGUGCGACUGGCUUUGGGAUGGGCAGGCGUAUUCACAGCAGCAGCUACAGGACUUUAUGGGUGGAAAACUGACUUCGAAAAAUCGAAGCCAGGAGUUUGGGUUGGUUUCAUACUCUACCUGGUUCUCACCUCCCUUCAAACAUUAUACUCCUACUUUGUAGAGGGAGAUACCAUUUUCGUUGGCCGACGGAAAACCUUUUCAAAGAGAAUAAUAACAGAACGGAUUACGAUAUCCUCCCGCACACUCCCAGUGCCGUCCUCUAAAUUAUCUUUCAAGCCCAGCUCCACAAAUUCACCAUCAUAUUCACUUUCCAUCAAUUACGUGGAGUCUACAUCAGGGGGGAAAUCAUUGCUUGCAAAGGGCCGAACACACGAAGCCAAAGAGUACUCAGCCUUCUUCGACGAGAAGGGUGUGAUGGCACAGGAGGUGUUCGAGCAAUGGAUCGGGGAGCUGGUAGAGGCAGUGAUGGACGGGAAGGGGGCAUGAUUUGUAUGUCUACGACUCUACGUGACGUAGAGGUCUUUCAUUGAUAUGCUAGAAGGACGCGUUCUUGCGAUCCUUUCACCCAAACUUCUCUCUCUCUUGACUUAAGAGAUGGCUGAUAUUAUAUAUCAUCAUUGGAUGCGAUUCACCCACGCUAAACAUAUUGGACGGACAACAAACUAAAGGGUGGCUGUGCUCCUUUAAUUCUCGACCUGGUCCUGUCAAGGUCCUGUCAUAGUCGUUUGGAUCGACUUGUAUAGAAUUCAUCGGCUUUUCUGUCUGCGUCGUUUUCAGCGGUUUGUAUUGUUUCCACUAUGAUAUACACUGGAUUUUUCAUGUGUGCUAAAUGAGC
Molecule: messenger RNA, 1153 nt
Organism: Suillus clintonianus
Lineage: Eukaryota; Fungi; Basidiomycota; Agaricomycetes; Boletales; Suillaceae
Product: microsomal signal peptidase 25 kDa subunit-domain-containing protein
Exons: 4
Coding region: 70-804 (244 amino acids)
Biological process (GO): protein targeting to ER
Cellular component (GO): membrane; signal peptidase complex
Source: RefSeq, a predicted model, not a curated record